Messenger RNA from Aspergillus puulaauensis, 516 nucleotides. RefSeq lists its product as uncharacterized. NCBI's taxonomy places the organism in Eukaryota, Fungi, Ascomycota, Eurotiomycetes, Eurotiales, Aspergillaceae. The transcript has a single exon. The record is from RefSeq and is a predicted model, not a curated record. The coding region runs from base 1 to 516 and encodes 171 amino acids.
AUGCAAGAAGAAUUUAAAAUGAUGCCACGGACAGGUGGACGUGAUCGAUUGGCUGUUCUUGAUAUCAAAUACCGAUCGUGUGGCAGCCCCGCGCGAACCCACCACUCAUGUAUGCAAUGGAAAUGCCAACUCGCAUGCGCUACCAGCAGUCAGCCUCUUACACGAGUCAGGUUCGAUCAGACGCGAUUUUCCGUUCGCAUCGCGGCCAAUGCUCUUGCUUUCCCACCCACAAUCCAUGAUAUCUCGGGUGCAGAGAUUUCUGACCGCAACAUCGAUUUAGGGCAGAUGGGACGAAGAAGAAGAGUCGGACACGUUCACCCUUGUCGAAAUCUGUUUCCCGAAUCCAAUCAACGUUUUCAGGCGAUGCUAUUGCUCGUGAAAUGCUGGAUCGGGCAGCGAGGGUGGUUGGCGCAGCCCAGGAAGAACAGGGUAUAUAUUCGACCACCGUCCCGUCAACUUAGCAUGAAUCAGGACCAGGAAAACCAAAUAAAGGUUAUCUCGUCUCGCAGGAAAUAG